UCACAUCCGACUCCCGCAGCGCCCCCUCCUCUGUCGUCUGUCUCGCGGUCUUCUCCUCUCCCCCCAUGGCCUCCGCCGAAAUCCCCAACGCCGACACCGCGGACCCCAACCCUAGCCCCAACCCCGCCGCCCGUUCGCCGUCACCUCCGCUCCCGCCGCGCAAGCGCCGCCUCUCCCUCUCCCCUUCACGGUCCACCUCCCCCAGGCGCUCCGUGUCUCGCUCCCGCUCCCCCCGCGACCGCCGUAGCCGCAGCCGCAGCCGGAGCCGUAGCCGCAGCCGCAGCCGUAGCCGCAGUCGCAGUCGGAGCCGUAGUCCGCGCCAGCCCGAAGGCAAGCGGCGGCGGCAAAACGACCUCACCGUCGAGGCGUGCCGCGACUACCUGCGCGACAGGUGCACCCGCUCCGACCUCGAGUGCAAGUAUGCGCACCCGCACCAAUCCGUUUCCGUCGACCGGGACUCCAAGGUGACCGCAUGCGCCGAUUCGCUGAGGAACAACUGCUUCCGGGGCAGAACCUGCCGCUACUACCACCCGCCUCCUCAUAUACAGGAGUCCUUGCUGAGAUCAAUUGGUUUGGACGUCCCACCGGUGAAGACGGUUUGCAGAGAUUUCGCACGUGGGCGAUGUUCAAGAUCAGCAAACGAGUGCCGCUUCUUGCACCAUUCAUCUGUUCAAGAGUGUGCAAUUGUUUGCCAAGAUUUCUUGCGUGGGAGGUGUGACCGUAUAUCAUGUAGGUACACUCAUGUUAUAGCACAACCAAUGCUACCCCCACCAAUGAGGGAUGUUCCCAUGCAAAUGCCAUAUCCUGAGAUGGUUUACAUGCCACCACCACCACCACCACUGGGAGUACCUAUGAUGGCUCCUCCUCUCUCGCCUCCUAGAGGUUUUGCUGAUAACAAGAGCACAGUGGAAGUUUGCAGGGACUACUUGAAGAAAAUGUGCAAUAGAGAAUCAUGUAGAUUUGCACACCCUGAUUCACAAACUGAGGUGGCACAUGACAAGGUUGAAGUUUGCCGUGAUUUUAAACGAGGAGAAUGCACUCGACCUACAUGCCGCUUUUACCACCCAUCCUCAAGCUGAAGUUCUGUUAGAUAAAUCUUUCAUGCCCCGCUCUGCUGCUGCUGCCGCCGCCGCUGCUGCUAAUCCUGCUACCGCUGCGAAAGAGCUGCUGCGCUGGCUGUUAUGAUGCUAAGGUGCCAUAGAGUAUGAGACCGUCGCAAGUGCUAUGUCUCUGGAAGGAAAACAAAACUUGUUACUAUCGUGUGAUGUUCAGAUGGUUUGCUUGAACUUGACUCAGCUCCGAAGUAGUCUUCUUCACAAUGGACUUUGCAUGUGCGGUUGGUGUAUUUGCGUUCAUAAAGAUGUUUUAGACUUUUCGCUGCGAUUUGCUUUGGUGUUUUGCAUAAUUGAAUCUUGUUUACCAUCACUUGUAACCUUUUACACAUUGUUGCUUCAUCUUGUGCGCCGCCA
Molecule: messenger RNA, 1469 nt
Organism: Triticum aestivum (bread wheat)
Lineage: Eukaryota; Viridiplantae; Streptophyta; Magnoliopsida; Poales; Poaceae
Product: zinc finger CCCH domain-containing protein 28
Exons: 9
Coding region: 66-1079 (337 amino acids)
Biological process (GO): regulation of RNA splicing
Molecular function (GO): metal ion binding; RNA binding
Source: RefSeq, a predicted model, not a curated record